AUGGCCGAUGAGUUACAGCCACUGGACGGCCCAAUCACCGCCGGCCAAACAACGACUACGCCGACGCCAACGCCGCCGCCUCCACCAACAGCAACAACAACUACGACAACAAACUCCACCACAACAGCAACAAUAACGGCACCCCCUUCCUCCGACAACACAGGACUUCCUUUGGCGCCGAAACGCCAACGCCGGCCGAGCGUCCGGUUGGGCGAGAUCGGCGACCAACCGGCCGCAACUGUAUCGUACGAGUCGCAGCUCCGGCGGGCCAGGCAUCAUCCAUGGAGAUACCCGAAAGAUAGAGACUUUUCAUCUAAGGCCGUGAAGGCUCGCUCCAUAACGAACCUAGUCAAUGGUGGCGGGGAUUCUCAUGAAAAUCAGGAAGCGGAGGAGAGGAAUCAGAAUGGGGAAGGUAGUAAUUUGGAGUUGGGAAACAGAAAUGUCAAAGCCAAGCGAGGCACGGUGACAAAGAGGGUCCGGUCGAAUUGGAUUUCGAAUUCGAAUUCGAAGCUCGACGAUGGCGGUGCGGAGGGCGAUAGCAGAGAAGACGUUGACGAAGGGUUUAGGGAUUUUGACCCGGACUCGGAUAGUCCGUUGAAGGACCCGAGCCCGGUGCACUCUGUGGACAACGCGGCGGUCGAUUUGUGGAACGGACAUAGGAGGUCGGGCAGUCGGGCAAGGGUUUUGGAGAGCCGUGAAAACGACGCCGUUGAGUUGGAUAAUAUUAUGCUGGAUUAUAAUUGCAGUGGAGUGAGGUCGUGGCUAAUAGAUUUGGGAUUGAGUCGGUACGCGCCGGUGUUCGAGAUUCACGAGGUGGACGACGACGUUUUGCCGAUGUUGACCUUGGAGGACCUCAAGGAUAUGGGAAUAAACGCCGUCGGUUCCAGGCGGAAAAUGUACACUGCCAUUCAAAAGCUUCGCAAGGGGUUUUCGUGA
Messenger RNA from Ziziphus jujuba (common jujube), 936 nucleotides. RefSeq lists its product as uncharacterized. The record is from RefSeq and is a predicted model, not a curated record. The coding region runs from base 1 to 936 and encodes 311 amino acids. Gene Ontology annotation, molecular function: protein binding. Lineage: Eukaryota; Viridiplantae; Streptophyta; Magnoliopsida; Rosales; Rhamnaceae. The transcript has a single exon.